Molecule: messenger RNA, 4696 nt
Organism: Trachymyrmex cornetzi
Lineage: Eukaryota; Metazoa; Arthropoda; Insecta; Hymenoptera; Formicidae
Gene: jef
Product: major facilitator superfamily domain-containing protein 6 jef
Exons: 11
Coding region: 567-3404 (945 amino acids)
Cellular component (GO): membrane
Source: RefSeq, a predicted model, not a curated record
GAGUCUUGUUUGAUUGACUUAAUGAUUAAAAAUGCAAUCGGAUAAAAUUUGUUAGCUUUCAUUCUUCCAUUUAUCGAAGAGAGAGAGAGAGAGAAAGAGAGAGAGAGAGAGAGAGAGAGAGAGAGAGAGAGAGAAGGAUGAGAAAAGGACAGAUUGCAGGACAAUAAAACUGGAAGAAAAGCAAAAAUAGUAUCUGCCGAAAUACUUAACGUCGAUAUGGCAUUGAGACAAUAUCACGUCGACAGGGGUAGUAAGAGGGUAAAAGUUACGCCGCGCCGGCGCAAUAGCAUGUUUAUUGAUUUUGCAAGCAAAGCUACCCCAUACAGCCCGACAUCGAUUCGACCGCGAAGGAGAACCGAGCACCGGUUUGACAGUCGAUAUAAUCGGAGAGUCCAAUCCGUUCGACGAAAAGGGUGGAACGGCUGCUCGACGGUGAACGGAUCCCGUGGCGCGUCUUGUCCAGUGUGCGAAUGUAACGGGGGGUCGCGCGUUUCAUCUGGUGGCUGGGGAAAUACGCUCCGACGGGCUAACGUUUCCGUAUUCCGCGCGAAAGCGAGCACGAAAUCAUGCAGAACUAUGGACACGAGGAUUACGACUAUGGUAUGUCGAACGAUGCCCAGUCAUCGGGCAGAGUUCUCCCUCAGAUGCCGAGCGCCAGGCCGAUGGUGGACCCGCAGGCUGAGGGUGAGGUCGAUCCCACCAUGUACCCCCAAGCAAAGGAGGCCACGCACAAGAUUCGCGGUAAGAGCGACAUCCUGGAGUACCUCUUCGGUGCCGUCGACCAGGAACUCCUCACCGUGAAGACUUUCUAUUUUUUCUUCUAUUCGGCCUUCGGCUCCCUAUUUCCACUUAUGGGAGUGUAUUUCAAGCAGAUGGGCAUGAACGCGGGUCAAUGUGGCCUUCUCAUCGGUCUCAGGCCGUUCAUUGAAUUCCUGAGCGCCCCUUUCUGGGGUUCCUUGGCCGAUAGAUGGCAAAAAGGCAAACUUCUCUUAUUGGCUUCCCUUUCUUGCUGGAUUAUUUUCACUCUGCCGUUGGGCUUCAUUCAGCCUCCGCCCACCUCUUGUAUGGUUAGUACAAAUGAUACUCCCUAUCUGGAAGCGUCCAACAGGGAACAAAGAAUUGUAAAGAGAUCGACAGAUCUGAGUGACUUGUAUUACCCCGAGAAUAAAGAGGAAUAUCUGGAGGUCGCAUCUAACGUCGUCUUUGAAAGAUUACGACGAAGUACGGAUGAUAACGAAGUACUUGAUUAUAAGAAGAAAUCGAACUCAAAGGAAAUUAGUGCAUUUGGAUCUUAUGACACUGAGAAAAAUACUGUUAGAAAGUUUAAUAAAGGCGGCUAUAUUAUAUAUGAUUUGAGAAACAACAGAGUCAGAAGACAAACAUCUCUCACAGAUAAGGAUGAUGCCGGAAAUCUCAGGUAUAAAUUAUUAUCAGAAAGCAAUGUUGACAAUGCGGAUGCGACGGGAAUCGAUUUGGAAACGUUACAAAAGAAAAAUCGUCCAGCUGAUGUGUUGGAAUACAAACGUUUCAUGAAGAACGAACCAAUGCAGGCUGAGAGAACAGUUCCGAAAAAAGCUUACGUUCAUAUUAAAACGCGUGUGAAACCACCACCGGAGAAGAUAAUGGUAAAACGAGAUGUGGAGAAAAAGCAAACGUUUUUAGACAUGGUUAAAAUCAAUGACAAUGAGGAAGAAAACGAAAAAAAUAUAGAUAUGUCAUUGGUGAGACGUCGCAGAAGUAUAAGAAUGCUUCAUGGCCCGAUUGGACCUAACCAAUUGUCACCUCUAUCGGUUACUUAUGCUUCAAAUUAUAACGAAAAAGAGAAUAAGGAAUGGGUGAAGCCGCUUUUCAGUUCCAUAGUCUACAGAUUACCGGAUAUUCAAAAAACAUUCUUCCUUCUGUUAUUGUUGGUGGUAGUCGGUGAAUUUUUUUCGGCACCUGCCAUAACAUUAGCCGAUUCAGCUGUUAUUACUUUACUUGGUGAAGACGCUGAUAGAUAUGGUCAUCAACGCAUGUUUGGAAGUCUCGGAUGGGGUUUAGCCAUGUUUUUCGUUGGAAUCGCUCUCGAUCAUAGCACCGCUUUUCCGGAUCAUCCUUGCAAACCUGACGAGAGAGAAAAAAAUUACACGAUUUGUUUUGCAAUAUUUAGCGUUUUAAUGGGUGCCGCAUUGAUAACAGCAACACAAAUUAAUUUUAAAUAUGACUUUGCUCCUGCUGAGCCGGAAGUGGUGAAACCUCCAGCCGAGCCAACACGAGAAGAGCAGCUUCAAAGUCAGUUGUCCCAGCAACUUAAUCUGCCUGGGCUUCAGGAUUCUUCCGCUGCUGUAGAUCCUAAGCCUCCGCCUCCCGAAGGGAAGACCAAGAUGUUUGCCCAAACGAUGAAGGAAAUACCAGAAUGGGUGACAGUGUUGAAGCAAUUUAAGGAUGUAAAAUGCGCGUCGUUUCUUUUCGUAGCGUGGUUCAUGGGAUUUGGCAUAGGAUUGAUCUUCACUUUCCUAUUCUGGCAUCUUCAGGAUUACGGUGGUUCGCCAACUCUCUUCGGCGUUGCGUCUGUGAUCAAUCACAUUUCCGAGAUCUUUGCGUACUUCUUCAGUUUCAAACUUAUUCGACAGAUCGGACACGUGAAGGUAUUGUGUCUGGGUCUGGGUGGAAAUGUACUCCGAUUUCUCUACAUAUCCUGGCUGAAAAAUCCAUGGUGGGUAUUACCCUUCGAAUUUAUUCAGGGUAUCACGCACGCGGCAGUAUGGGCAGCAUGCUGCAGUUACAUCGCUCAUAAUACACCGGCACAAUUGCGUUCGAGCGCGCAGGGUGUUCUUCAGGGACUUCAUCAUGGACUUGGAAGAGGUUGCGGUGCGGUAAUUGGUGGCAUGUUCGUCGCGGCUUAUGGUACGACAGCGACUUUCCGAGCAUACGGUCUCAUCUGCAUCAUCGUCCUAGCAGUCUUUGUGUUCAUCAAUUUCUACAGAAAGGAUACCGGCUUUGUAUCCGAGCUACCGCAGACGGAAGAUCCGCAUCAAGUAGCCGAGGCUACUCACUUGGCACCGCACGGUGUACCGAGCAAUGCAAUACCGCGUGCCCUCAGUUCCACUCGUUUGCACGAACUGGCUAAUCAAGAUGCUGGCUACGGGGCGACUUAUCAGACAGCUGGUGGAAAUCUCGCGGUACCCGGUGCUAACGGAGGCCCUGGCAACCCAACGAACCCAUUCUUAAACGGCGGAGGUGGCGGCGAAGGUGGAUAUAAUUACGGUAUGACUGGCAAGGGAGAGGACGAGUAUAUUCGUAGGAGCUUCCAGAUCUACAGUGAAGUGGUCGGUAGGGAAUUCGAUGUCGUAAAACCAACUAUCCAACUACACGCCCAACAACCAUGCACCAAUCCCUUUCAUCAACACGACUACGACUGGUAACGACUCGAUCUGUCGCGAUGCCGUGGGUUGUUCCCCACGACGAUAUACUGAAAUGUGAACGCUUAAGAAGACAUUACUGAACAAAUAGUAACAUAAAUAUAAAUAUCCAUACGGAUAGGUACGUAUGCGUGCAUAGGAAUCCACGUGCAAAGCACAUAUAAGACAUAUGUAUAAGAUUAAUGAACUCGAAUAAUUCUAUGUAUUUAAACUUUAAAAGUCUUUAACUUACAAUUAGAGUCGACUUUUCCGUGGUCGGUAUAUCGUGAAGGAUCAUUCGUUGUAAGAUUACUAAUAUUUUAAGGAAACAUUAAUGAUGCUCUUUUGUAAUUUAAAUAGUCGUUCACACUGUAGGCUGCGAAAUGAUUGACUUCGAAUUUGACCAAAAGAAAAUGCAUCGUUCAGGCUUUCGUACGUAUAUAUAUAUAUAUAUGUAUACGUGCGUGUGUUGCACGUGGAGACGUAAUACGCAUCGUGCAUGCGUGCAUACGGACGUGCGUGUGGUCCGCCUUUACGCCGCCGUUGUAUGGAAUGUACCGAUAUAUGAGAUAUACGAUGUGAUAAAAUAUCUGUGUGGACAAGCGAGAAAAAAAGUGAACCAACGCUUCUGAUGCCCCAUUCGAUAGAUUUACUAAAUCUAACGAUUUAUCGCUACCCUCCUUAACUUACUCUGUUGUACGGUUCAUUUUUUUCAGUAUAUUAUUCGUUGCUUCCUUCUGACUUUGUAAACGAAUGUUCACGAGUCUAGGGUAUCAGGGAAUUAGUGGUAAGACUAAAUCCAAUUAAUCGAAAGUGCCUAUCGAAAGUUUCCUGAUGCCCUGUGCGACACGUACGUUACUUUUAUUUGUGCCCGACAGUUUAUCUUUUACCUUCCCGUAUGUAUAAUUAAGAAGAAAACAGUAAUUUAAUCUCGAACCUUAUAAAAUUUAUUAAUUUGAAUAGUUUUGAAUGUAAGAUCACGCUAACACUAAUACUUCAUUCGUCAUGUGACAAAUUUUUCAAGCGUAUUGAUUAGCUACAAAAGAUUUCUAUAGAAACUCAAUAACUCCUUUAUCCAGCAGCCAUUUAACAUGCUUGAAAAAUUUGUUGUAUGAAUGAAAUACUGACUAUAAUUAAUAUUUCAUUUGUCGUAUGACAAAUUUUUCAGUGCAUUGCAGCAUUGAUUGGUUAUAAAAUAAUAAAUAGAGAAGUUCUAUUCUUGAGUCUCCAAAGAGUCUCUAUUUUAUAGCCAAUCUAUACACGAUAAAUGAAAUAUUAAUCUAAGAGCUACGAGACAAGAUAACUUUCUAUUAUUC